AUGACCGAUGGGCUGCGUUUGCGGACGUUACAUUGGGAGUUCGGAGGCAGCCUAGAACCCCCUCGUGUCGUGAGUAUGCGAACCGAGGAGGCUAUUGGAAAGGACAACAUCUUCGCCCAGGUGACUGUUCGUUUCCUCACCCAACAGGUAUGUCUGCUCCCAUCACCAUCAUUCAUCUACGCUAACCUAAUUUUGUCCGUCCUGUAA
This is a messenger RNA of Dibothriocephalus latus, 207 nucleotides long. The record is from the annotation of a GenBank genome assembly. NCBI's taxonomy places the organism in Eukaryota, Metazoa, Platyhelminthes, Cestoda, Diphyllobothriidea, Diphyllobothriidae.